AGCGGGCUUCCGUUGUUGCGCUCGGCGUCUGGUUGCCAUAGAAACCGCCAGGUUUGAAACCGAAGAUGACCUCAGGAGACAUGACGUCACCAAGACUGGGCGUGGUCAGAGAGUCAAUGCUGAAGAACCCGCUGCUCAUCAAGGCGCCGCUGGGGAAGGCCCGGACCAGAGGGCUGGCUGUGCCCGGUCCAGAUUUCACCUUCGGAACCAGCAGCAGCUCGCUCAGAAAUGGAGACGUGUCUCAGCUUCUGUCCAGCUGGAGCGUCCAGUCCAGAAGUGAAGACUCCACUCAGCGUCCAGACUUCGUGACUCUGAACCGAAACGCCGUGAGGUCCGGAGUGGCUACGGCCAAAGACCUGAAUCAGUACCGAUCCCAGGUGGGCGGAGCCACAGUCCAGAGCCAGGCCUUGGAAGGGCAUGGGGGCAGGGCUUCACGCCCCCCCCUGGCACUGCCUGACAUCACGUUUGGAGUCACCAACAGGGCGACGUCGCCGAUCGCCGACCUGCUGUCCUAUCAGUAUGCUCGCUGCUGGUUCGAGGAGCAGAGCAGGAAUCAGACCAGCAACCAGAACCAGCGGAUCAAGCUGGGUCACAUCGCAGAGACCAGAACCAGCCUGCUGAGGAAGAGCAGAAGAUGUCUGCCGGUCCUACAAACCCGCUUUGACCUGCCGCAGUUCACUCAGGUAGCUCCGGCUCUCGACACCUUCAGGGACCCGGAGACUCGUCAACGGGCGCUCCGAGCUUACCGGUCCAACUCUGGGAUCCAGAAAGGACAUCAGGCUCAGGGGACAACCUAG
Nematolebias whitei (Rio pearlfish) is the source of this 797-nucleotide messenger RNA. It is a transcript of the gene cfap77, whose product is annotated as cilia and flagella associated protein 77. The coding region runs from base 66 to 797 and encodes 243 amino acids. The record is from RefSeq and is a predicted model, not a curated record. Lineage: Eukaryota; Metazoa; Chordata; Actinopteri; Cyprinodontiformes; Rivulidae. The transcript is spliced from 7 exons.